Chiloscyllium plagiosum (whitespotted bambooshark) is the source of this 2410-nucleotide messenger RNA. The record is from RefSeq and is a predicted model, not a curated record. Lineage: Eukaryota; Metazoa; Chordata; Chondrichthyes; Orectolobiformes; Hemiscylliidae.
AGUGCCCCAAGUAUGCCCAGUACAGAGUGUCCCGGGUAUACCCAGUACAGAGUGUCCCAGGUAUACCCAGUACAGAGUGUCCCAGGUAUACCCAGUACAGUGUGUCCCAGGUAUACCCAGUACAGAGUGUCCCAGGUAUACCCAGUACAGAGUGCCCCAAGUAUACCCAGUACAGAGUGCCCCAGGUAUACCCAGUACAGAGUGCCCCAAGUAUACCUAGUACAGAGUGCCCCAGGUAUACCCAGUAAGGGUGCCCCAAGUAUACCCAGUACAGAGUGCCCCAGGUAUACCCAGUACAGAGUGCCCCACGUAUACCUAGUACAGAGUGCCCCAGGUAUACCCAGUACAGAGUGCCCCAGGUAUACACAGUACAGAGGUCCUGGGUACACCAAGUACAGAGUGUCCCAGGUAUACACAGUACAGAGUGCCCCAGGUAUACCCAGUACAGAGUGCCCCAAUUAUACCCAGUACAGAGUGUCCCAGGUAUACCCAGUACAGAGUGCCCCAGGUAUACCCAGUACAGAGUGCCCCAAGUAUACCCAGUACAGAGUGCCCCAGGUAUGCCCAGUACAGAGUGCUCCAGGUAUACACAGUACAGACUGUCCCGAGUAUACCCAGUACAGCGUGUCCCGGUAUACCCAGUACAGAGUGUCCCAAGUAUACCCAGUACAGAGUGUCCCAGGUAUACCCAGUACAGAGUGUCCCAGGUAUACACAAUACAGAGUGCCGCAGGUAUACCCAGUACAGAGUGUCCCAGGUAUACCCAGUAUAGCGUGUCCCGGGUAUACCCAGUACAGCGUGUCCCGGGUAUACCCAGUACAGCGUGUCCCGGGUAUACCCAGUACAGAGUGCCCCGGUAUACCCAGUACAGCGUGCCCCAGGUAUACCCAGUACAGCGUGUCCCGGUAUACCCAGUACAGAGUGUCCCGGGUAUACCCAGUACAGAGUGCCCCGGGUAUACCCAGUACAGAGUGCCCCGGUAUACCCAGUACAGAGUGCCCCGGUAUACCCAGUACAGAGUGCCCCAGGUAUACCCAGUACAGUGUGUCCCGGUUAUACCCAGUACAGAGUGUCCCGGGUAUACCCAGUACAGAGUGUCCCAGGUAUACACAGUACAGACUGUCCCGAGUAUACCCAGUACAGCGUGUCCCGGGUAAACCCAGUACAGAGUGUCUCAGGUAUACCCAGUACAGCGUGUCCCGGGUAUACCCAGUACAGAGUGUCCCAAGUAUACCCAGUACAGAGUGUCCCAAGUAUACCAGUACAGCGUGUCCCGGGUAUACCCAAUACAGAGUGUCCCAAGUAUACCCAGUACAGAGCGUCCCAAGUAUACCCAGUACAGAGUGUCCCGGGUAUACCCAGUACAGAGUGUCCCAAGUAUACCCAGCACAGAGUGUCCCGGGUAUACUCAGUACACAGUGUCCCAGGUAUACCCAGUACAGAGUGCCCCAGGUAUACCCAGUACAGAGUGCCCCGGGUAUACCCAGUACAGAGUGCCCCAGGUAUACACAGUACAGAGUGCCCCGGGUAUUCCCAGUACAGAGUGUCCCAGGUAUACCCAGUACAGAGUGCCCCGGGUAUACCCAGUACAGCGUGUCCCAGGUAUACCCAGUACAGAGUGCCCCGGGUAUACCCAGUACAGUGUACAGUGUGUCCCUGUAUACUGAGUGUACACUGAGUUAAGAUGUAUCUUGUACAAUAUGUCCUGGGUGUACUGAUGACAGUGUGCACUACCAGCUCUAACAUUGGACAAUGUGUCAGAGCUGGCUAUUGCUGUAUGGUUGGUGUUUACUUUUGCAAAAUGUCUGUAGAAAAGUAUAUUAUUUAUUUAAUGUCAAUAUUGUGACCUAUUAUAGACUUCAGGUGAUUACUUCUGUCAAUUUGUGAUUAUGCUGCUAUUUACAAUACAAUACACUGGAGGGGGGUCUCAUUGCUGUUCAGAUGCUUCACUGCUGAGAAUCAACUUGUGUUUCACUUAUUGUUCCCUGUGUGUUCCUCACAAUCCUUGAGAUUCCCCAAAGCACUCUGUCAACAGGAGGUUACUGGCUCCUUCCACUGAAAGCUCCAGUUUAAACCCACGUUACCCCCAUCUGAGGGACUGCCAGUCAGCAACGCCCACCUGUGAAGAAAUUCUGGAUGAUUAAACUUUGAUGUUGAUAACAAUGACAUUAAUCAAACUGGCCCUCAGAUUCAUUAGUCAAAAUAUAAAUAUCUUUAAAUAGUUCAUGUUGUGGGUGUUGGUGGAUGGCUCUAGUAAAUGACAGUGAGUCAGGCGGGAGCAUACUCUGAUAAUAUUGCAGGGCCUCCCUCCACCUCACGGUGAAACAUUUACAAAUCCGCUGCAGCCGGUGUGUCCUCCUCUAUAUUGGGGAGACAGGCCGCCUACUUGCGGAGCGAUUCAGAGAGCACC